Molecule: messenger RNA, 726 nt
Organism: Acanthoscelides obtectus
Lineage: Eukaryota; Metazoa; Arthropoda; Insecta; Coleoptera; Chrysomelidae
Source: the annotation of a GenBank genome assembly
AUGAUCCACCGCGAAGUAGCCGAUGGUCUAGAGCGUCUUUGGAACCAUGUGGCAGACCAGGUUGAUAAGAGGUACUUGAUUAGAUGCAGUUAUAUUGAAAUCUACAAUGAAAAGAUCAAUGACCUCCUGGAUAAGAGCAAUCAGGGUUUAACUAUAAGAGAAGAUAUCAAAGGAAAUGUGCUGCUUGAUGCAAGGGAAGCUGUCGUAGACAAUGUUGAUAAAGUUAUGGAGAACAUGAUGCAGGGCAAUAAGAUCAGACGAGUUGCAGCUACUCGCAUGAAUGAGAGGUCAUCUCGAUCACACACGAUUUUCCGGAUUAUUCUGGAGUCGAAAGAUGCCAAUCAGAAAGAUGGACCUGUACAUAUAAGCUACCUUAACUUAAUGGACUUAGCUGGUUCUGAGAGAGUUUCUCUGACGAAAGCUGCUGGUGAGCGUCUUAAAGAGGGGGCUAACAUAAACAAAUCUUUGUCAGUAUUAGGAAAUGUGAUAAGGCAACUAAGCGAGGGGAAGGAGUUUAUCAGUUAUCGCGAUUCGAAAUUGACUAGACUGCUCUCACAGGCUCUUGGCGGUAAUGCCAAAUCAUUGAUUAUCGGGAAUGUUACUUUAGCUGCAGAGGAGGAGACUAGAUCUACACAGAAUUCGCCCAAAGCACUAAAACUGUCAAAAAUAAACGAAAGUAAACAUCUUGUCAGCUACAGAAGGCACUUCAAGGAUAUCAGAACUUGA